GUACACUUGUCAUUUUCUUGUCAAAUCCAAAAGCCUAGUCGUCGGGAAAGACCAGUAAAGUUUCGCAUAACAAUUUUGUAUAAUAAACUGUGAAGAUGGCAGAAUCUGUAACAGAAAUUCCUAUAAAUAUAGAAGAAAGUGUCAGGGAAGCAGUACAAAAUGUUACCGAAAAGCCUCCAUCAAGUAUUGAAGGAGUUGCUAUUGCCUACUUAAGUCUAGUAAUAAUGGCUAUAUUGCCAAUAUUUUUUGGAUCUUUUCGGUCUGUAAAAUAUUUAACGGAUAAAAAGAAUUCAGGCGAGAAGGCUGAAACUAUGUCAAAAAAGGAUGCGUUAAUCUUUCCACUGAUAGCAUCAUGUGCUUUGUUUGCUCUGUAUAUAUUCUUCCAGUUUUUUUCAAAGGAAUACAUUAAUCUACUCCUCACUGGCUAUUUCUUCUUCCUCGGUGUUCUUGCACUGAGCCAUUUAUUGAGCCCUAUUAUAUCACUUAUUGUGCCAGCAUCAGUCCCAAACACACCUUACCACAUCCUCUUCACCCGUGGUGAACAGGAGGGACACUCGGACAUUGUUAACUACAAAUUCACUUCAUAUGAUGUGAUCUGUCUUGUCAUUUCUUUGAUUCUUGGAGCCUGGUAUCUAUUUAAGAAGCACUGGAUCGCCAACAACUUAUUUGGCAUUGCAUUUGCCGUGAAUGCUGUUGAAAUGUUGCAUCUGAACAAUGUGGUGACGGGAUGCAUCUUACUGUGCGGACUCUUCCUUUAUGACAUAUUCUGGGUGUUUGGCACCAAUGUCAUGGUUACUGUCGCUAAGUCAUUUGAGUCUCCUAUCAAAUUGGUAUUCCCCCAAGAUUUAUUAGUCAAUGGAUUUAAUGCUAGCAACUUUGCUAUGUUGGGUCUCGGUGAUAUUGUUGUUCCUGGCAUCUUCAUAGCUCUGCUGCUAAGAUUUGACAAAAGUUUGAAGCGUGGCUCAGAGUUGUACUUCAGAGCUACCUUCUCCGCUUACAUCCUGGGAUUGUUGGCUACCAUACUGGUGAUGCAUGUGUUCAAGCACGCCCAGCCUGCCUUAUUGUACUUAGUACCCGCCUGCCUCGGCACGCCAUUGACUCUUGCGUUAUUGAGAGGAGAUAUCAACGCUUUGUUCAAUUAUGAAGAUCAACCAGCGGUGGUGGAAGCGCCGAGUGACAGUAAAGCGAAGAAAUCGGAAUAAUCGGCAAGAAAACAAAUAACGCACAAAUUCAUGGGACUCGGUACAUUAAUGUAGCGUAAUGUUUUGUACAUUUACAUUGGAGACCAUCGCUAGACAGACUUCCCGGAGUUGGUUCAAUGUGAACCGAUAUGUAGUGAUUUUUUUAUACAUUAUUAUUGGUAUUUAUAAAUGUUGUUGAAGAUUCAACAUAACAGACUUCCAUUAUCUUCCAAACAAAAUUUCUAUUUGGGUAGCCAGUAACACGAAACGUAUGUUGUAAAUCGUUUAUGUUUCGGGUGUGAAGACAUCAUUCCACUCAAUACAUAGUAUUCGUACUUUGGACCCUCAUCGACUACCUUCUUGUCGCCAUUAUGCAGAUCAGAUCAGAUCAGAGCAGAUCUAUAAAUACAAAACUCACAGCUAUAUUACUAAUCGAAAUAAUUACUCCUGUUAUAAAUAUAUUUGUAUUCUGCAAAAUGUCAUUAAUAUUUUUCUAAACACUAGAGAUGUUCAAUUCUAUAAAUUAUAAUAAAAAUGUAGAUUUUUGUGGUUGGAAUAAUAACUUGGAAAUCGAUAUUUCAUUUGAUAGUACUAUCUUCUAGAGUACAUCACUAUCUGGCGAUUGUACCGAUAGCAAUAGCUUUUAUUUAUUUUUUCUGCAUUUCAUCAAAACAAAUCGUUAAUCCUUACGUCUUUUUCGGGUGUUGGUGGCAACGGCAUUUAUUUCUGCACUGGGGAGACGGCGUUUUUUAAAAUAACUAGUAGGUAAAAAGUCUGUCAUGUUAGCUAUCCUACUUUUGUGGGUUCAUAAAAAAUAUAUAAUAGUCUCAUCGUUCGUGUAUAUUUUAAUUUUCUUCCGCAGUACAAUUUUGUAUAUUUUGUGAUGUGUUAAAUAAAAUCGAUGUAUAUAACAUUUUGUUCUCGAGGGAUCGUGUGAGGAUUAGGUAAGAUUAUUUUUUGUUGAAAAUAAUUAUAUAUAUAUAUUUUUUUUAUUUUAUAUUCUUUUCGUUACAUUACAUUUGUUGGUUCAUAGUUUUUUUUAUAAUUCUUAAAGUCCCUUCCAUUGGAUGUCAUCCCGUAGUAUUCGCUAGAGGACCGACGUCAUUACUGAGGCUUCACAAAUAAAGUUAUUUAGAAUACACCAAUAUGUGGAAUAUUUCUUUGAAUGUAUAGAUUUUAGUUCCGACAUACACCGGAUAGGAAAUUAUGUAUGUCGGUAAGUAACCGAAUUUAUAUUUCACUGAGGACGCUGACGUUCUGUCGGAUAAAAUAAAUUAAUUUAAAUA
Messenger RNA from Danaus plexippus (monarch butterfly), 2467 nucleotides. Its product is annotated as minor histocompatibility antigen H13. Gene Ontology annotation, biological process: membrane protein proteolysis. The coding region runs from base 96 to 1202 and encodes 368 amino acids. NCBI's taxonomy places the organism in Eukaryota, Metazoa, Arthropoda, Insecta, Lepidoptera, Nymphalidae. Gene Ontology annotation, molecular function: aspartic endopeptidase activity, intramembrane cleaving. The record is from RefSeq and is a predicted model, not a curated record. The transcript is spliced from 6 exons. Gene Ontology annotation, cellular component: lumenal side of endoplasmic reticulum membrane; cytoplasmic side of endoplasmic reticulum membrane; membrane.